This is a messenger RNA of Bactrocera latifrons, 860 nucleotides long. RefSeq names its product thioredoxin M5, chloroplastic-like. Bases 59 to 835 code for a protein of 258 amino acids. The record is from RefSeq and is a predicted model, not a curated record. The transcript has a single exon. NCBI's taxonomy places the organism in Eukaryota, Metazoa, Arthropoda, Insecta, Diptera, Tephritidae.
AAAAAUUUUAUUCGUUAUUUUAUAAUUGUCUUUUAAAUUGAAAAUAAAUAAAAUUUAAAUGGCUUCUGGUCAAACGCCUAGACCUAUAUCCAAUACGGCACCAGCUACAGCGGGUAGGAAUCGACAACAACCAACUCCAAUCCCACCAUCAACGACAACAGCUCCUCCAGUUGCAAAUAUCACAACCACCACCACACAAGCUCACGUAACACCACCGACUCCUCCAACAACGCCUAUAAGUCGUUCACCACAGCCAACACCUCAGCCAUUAGCAAGUACCGCAGGACAGCCCACACAAGUACACCCAAUACCUAGAAUCCAUCCAUUACCCCCAGUUACGCCGCCAAACACUCCUGCUGGAGAAAACGUAAAUGAAUUGAUAAUAAUAACCGAAAGUGCUACCUACAAUAAACUUUUGAGUGAUGUGGGGAAUAAAUAUUUACUAGUUGAAUUUUAUGCACCAUGGUGUGGAGCUUGUAUGCUUAUAAAUAGGAAACUUGAAGAACUUUCAGUAUCAUAUUGUGGUAAAUUGAUCAUAGCGAAGGUUAAUAUAGAUGAUUGCGAACAAAUCGCUCUUGACAACAAUGUCAGCAUGAUGCCUUCGUUUAUAUUGUUAAAAGAUAAUCAAAUUUUGGAAAAGUUCGCCGGAAGCAGUGAAGAGAAGUUAGUGAGCAUUAUACAAAAAAAUGUGGGAGACCCAACGAAUGUCGUUAGUGACCCACCAAUGACAAAUCCAACAACAAAUCCAACAACGACAGCUGGACAAGCACAGCUAAGAAUACCUAUUGAAUCGACGGCACAAAUGGCUCAAGCUUCCCCAUUGGCGCCAACUUAAACGGUAUAGAAACAUUUUCAGUAAU